AUGAAAAACAAAACUCUAAUAAUUUGCUUAAUAAUUUCUUAACUUCUUGUUUCUGUAUUUUCAACAUCAGGAAUUAAUGUUGCUUGUGCUAAUAAUAGUAACUCUUGUUUGUCUACCUGUCCAGUACCUACAAUUACAGGAUCUGGUACAUAAGCUUGUUCUUGGACUGGAACACUUGCGAUGGGAUGCGCUAUUACUGAUUGUACUUGCCUAACAGCAGGACCUCCAACUUCUAUAACCGGUUUAACUGAUUUAACGUGUACUUCUUGUAAAGGAUCUACCUAAAAUUUAUAUGCUAAUCCUUCAGGUACUGCUUGUAUAAGUUCUAGUUCUUCAUGCACCAACAGAGGUUAAGUUGCAUGGAAUGUUAGUGAUUGCACCCUUUGUACUCCUAGUACCCCUGCAUUAGUUUCUGGUGCUUGUUAAGCUUGUAAUACUAUAACUAGUGCAUGGACUGAUGAUAAUUGUCAUGCCUGUGCAAGUACUGCCUCCCCUAAAGGUAACACAAAUUUUGCUAACUCUGCUGGUACUGCUUGUGUUAAUGCUUCAUAAACAUGCAAUAGUGCUAGUAGAGGUACUACUAGUGGCAAUGCUUGGACAGCUGCUGAUUGUCUUGCUUGUACUCCUGCUACUCCUGUUUUAGUACCCGCUUCUUAAGGUUCAUAAACUACUUCUUGUGCUGCUUGCUCUACCGUCUCUACAGGUUUAUCUGAUACCUAAUGUAAUGCUUGUGCAACAAAUGCUAGCCCACAAACUAAAAACAUUUUUGCUAAUGCUGCUGGUUCUGCUUGUAUUGCUUCAUCCCUCACAUGCAAUAGUUCUAGUAGAGGUACUACUAAUGCCAAUGCUUGGACAGCUCCCGAUUGUCUUGCUUGUACACCUGCUACUCCUGCCGUAAAGCUUGAUGCUUCUCCUGCUACUACUUCUAGUUGUGUUGCUUGUAAUUCUAUUACUUCAGGAUGGACAGAUGAUAACUGUAAUUCAUGUGCUAUGACUGCUAGCCCUACAUCAAAAAAUAUCUUUGCUAAAACUGAUGGAAGUAGUUGUGUAGCAGCUUCAUAUUCAUGCAAUUAAACUUCCAGAGGUUCAAAUAAAUGGACUAAUGCUGACUGUGCUCUCUGCAAUGGUACUGCUAGUAAAUCAAAUCAAUAUGCUUCUGUUGAUGGUUCCUCAUGUCAAGCUAGUACUUUCAGUGGUUAGAUCUUUGUUAGCAUUUUAUUAGUCUUAUCUGCUUUGUUAAUUUGA
Tetrahymena thermophila SB210 is the source of this 1245-nucleotide messenger RNA. RefSeq names its product cell surface immobilization antigen. NCBI's taxonomy places the organism in Eukaryota, Ciliophora, Oligohymenophorea, Hymenostomatida, Tetrahymenidae. The record is from RefSeq and is a predicted model, not a curated record. The transcript has a single exon.